ACUGGGCGUGUCUCUAAACGGCACAAGCAGGAAAUAUGGCGUCGUUGGCAGGUCGACUCUCUCGGGCUUUUUUCAUUCGAAAUACAGCAGCACUGAGCCGCAACACCGGCCCAAAAUCAGCAAACGCGACUUUCAGCCGAACCGUCGUGUCAACCGCAUCGGGGGCUGUCCUUCCUAAACCAGUGAAGGUCCCGCUCGGUCUGACCCGCAUGACUAUAGUGGUGGUUCCGUUCCUGUAUGUCGGUAAUCUGAUCAGUAAACAUUUCGCUGCUCUUCUGGAGGAGCAUGAGAUCUUCGUCCCAGAUGAUGACGAUGAUGACGACUGAGCGCAGUGCAUGUUUCACUCCAGCAGUCUGAAGGUCUUCUGUGAAGGGCCUGAUGCAGUACAGGAUAUAUUUAUGCAAUAAUAAAGAUUGUCAACACAUUUUUGUGUUUUCAUUCCUGCAUUACACUAACCAUGAACACAA
Carassius carassius (crucian carp) is the source of this 467-nucleotide messenger RNA. Its product is annotated as essential MCU regulator, mitochondrial-like. The transcript is spliced from 3 exons. Lineage: Eukaryota; Metazoa; Chordata; Actinopteri; Cypriniformes; Cyprinidae. Gene Ontology annotation, biological process: calcium import into the mitochondrion; mitochondrial calcium ion homeostasis. The record is from RefSeq and is a predicted model, not a curated record. Gene Ontology annotation, cellular component: uniplex complex; mitochondrial inner membrane. Bases 36 to 326 code for a protein of 96 amino acids.